Molecule: messenger RNA, 369 nt
Organism: Penicillium manginii
Lineage: Eukaryota; Fungi; Ascomycota; Eurotiomycetes; Eurotiales; Aspergillaceae
Exons: 2
Coding region: 1-369 (122 amino acids)
Source: RefSeq, a predicted model, not a curated record
AUGAAACGCAAGAAUGCCGUUGCCGUUCGCGAGCUGCGCAAGGCUCGAGGAUCCGGAGAAGCUAGUAGUUCCCGCAGCCAGCGCACCGAGGAACCCAAGGGUUAUACAGGCACGUUUGAAAAGCUAACUGCGGGAGUGCCCAUGUCAACGAUGGAAUGGUUUGCUAGUACCGGAAAGAGAAAGAAGUCGAAGGGCAAGAGUGCUGACCAUGGGAAGAAGAAGGCUGAGCAGAAGCCUCCGCCCCCGAAGAAGACUACCUAUGUUGAUAUGUCUAUUUCUGGUGGGCAGCUCGUUAGAUCAUCUCGUAAGGAUAAGACUGGGAAUGGGAAGGUUCAGCUUAAGAAUGGCGGCGGAUUUCUCGGUUGGUGA